AUGUCAUCAUCUGAAGACUUCAGAUUGCGGAGAAAGGUUGGACAGCUAUUUGCAGUCGGCUUUCAUGGUUAUACUCCAAGCACCGAAAUCAAAACGCUGAUAAGAGAUUAUGGGCUGGGUGCUAUCAUCUUGUUCAGAAGGAAUAUCAAGGAUGCUGCCCAACUUCAGGCCCUGACACUUGCCCUGCAACAUGAAGCCAAAGAAGCAGGCCACGAAUAUCCCCUCUUCAUCGGCAUUGACCAAGAGAAUGGUCUAGUAACAAGAAUCACACCCCCAAUCGCUGCCCAACAACCAGGACAAAUGACACUCGGCGCUACCCAAUCAACUGCAAAUGCAUACGACGUCGGAAAAUGCACUGGGGAAAUGCUCAACUUCUUCGGAAUAAACAUGAACUACGCGCCAGACUGCGAUGUCAAUUCAGAGCCUCGGAAUCCCGUGAUUGGUGUUCGAAGUCCCGGGGAGGACCCCAACUUUGUCGCUAGAAUCGCAAGUGCGACUGCACGUGGUCUUCGAGAGAGUGGCGUUGUGCCUACGGUGAAGCAUUUUCCGGGCCACGGAGAUACAGCUGUUGAUUCACAUCAUGGACUUCCUGUUAUCACAAAGUCUCGAAGUGAACUUGAGAGAUGUGAGUUGAUCCCGUUCAGAAGAGCGGCGGCCGAGGGUAUUGAAGUUGUCAUGACGGCCCAUAUCGCUCUACCCAAGAUAACGAGUGGGCCAGGGUCAGAGGGUCUACCGGCAACUCUUUCCUCGGAGGCGUUGGGCAUUUUGCGAGAUGAUAUGAAGUAUGAUGGUGUCAUUAUAACCGACUGUCUAGAAAUGGAUGGUAUUCGUGGAACUUAUGGGACCGUUGAAGGAGCUUUGAUGUCUCUGAAAGCGGGGAGUGAUAGUGUGAUGAUUUGCCAUACAUAUAAUGUGCAAGUGAAGUCCAUUGAGCGAGUCGUUGAAGCGGUACAAUCAGGAAAAUUGCCAGAGUCACGUAUCAAUGAAUCCUUGCGCCGUAUCACAUCUUUAAAAGGAAAAUCCCUGAGUUGGAAACACGCGUUGCGCUCUGCAGAUAUGUCAUCACUAGAUGAGUUACAGGCAAUGAAUCAAAGACACCAGCAGAUUGCAGAAAGGGUAUACUCGCAAUCGACAACCGUGGUCAGAAACAACCUGGGAGUCUUGCCAAUAACGAAACCCGUCUCGGAUGUAUUGUUGCUCACACCGGGAGGAAAGAUUCCAGCCGGGGGUGCAGUCGACGAUGGUGGUCCUGAGCACAAAACCUACAUCGAAGUACUCCGACAAGAUAUAGGAGACAUGACUUCAUCUGUAACACAAGUCGAUUACCCAGAUGGAGGAGAGCUCUUGGAGGAGCACUGGAGGAUGAUCGAAAAUGAUGAUGCUAUUGUCAUUCUGGUGACCAGAAAUGCAAAAGAGGCAGAGGGACAGAGAAGCUUUGCUCUGGAAGUCGCCAAACGCCGCAAGGAUGUGAUUGUGAUUGCUACUUGUAGCCCUUAUGAUUUCCUUGAUGAUGAGAAAUCGGUACAGACAUAUGUUACUACGUAUGAAGCAACUGUGGAGGCAUUCAAAUCUGCCAUUGAGGUGAUCUUUGGCAGAGUACCUGCAAAGGGGAUGUUACCAGUGAGCUCAACCUCAAACAAGCAACGAGAUCCCAGUUUCAAAACCCUACCUUUAUGUGAAUCUCAAAAAGGCCCAAUGAUUGAUGGCAUACUGAAAGUUUGGGACGCGGCACUCCCUAACUAUCCACUACCAGCCGAUAAUUUACGCACAGUAAUCGACCAAUCUCACGCACACCAUUUCAUUGCUCAAGACACACAAACCGCCACAAUCAUUGGAUUCUGUCUAUCUUAUACCUCCCAAAACCAGGGUCAAACCUCCGCCGAAAUCGCCGUCAUUGCAGUCCAUCCCACAGAACAACACAAAGGCAUUGGCACCAAACUCCUAUCCGCAACGAGGGAAUAUCUAUACGAAAAUCACGGAUGCAAGAAUGCUUCGUUGAGGAGUUAUUUUCCUCGUUUCUGGCCUGGUUUGCCAGCUGAUUUGGCGCCGGAAGUUGAGCAGUUCUUUGUGCAUCGUGGAUUUCGAUUGCGUCGGGGCGGGGAUGCAGAUCUUUAUCAGGAUAUCAGGGAUUUUGUCCCCCCACAGCAGUAUAUCGACAAAGCCCUUGCUGCUGGUGUGACAUACAAGGUGAUAGAGGCUCCUGAGGAGUUUGAGGAUUGUCUUCUUGGACAGAAACGUAAUUUUGCUCAUUACACGGGCUGGGUCGAAACUUAUAUCUCCCUGCAUCCCUCCAAACACCCAUCAAGUAUAAUGGCAGCCUUCGAUAAACACACUGGCACGCAAAUCGCAUGGACUCUUAUGCUUUCUCCAGACGACGACUUUGUCGCUCAUAACUGGGCUUUCCCUCCCUUAGCAAGUGGCAAUCUAUCUCUCAAAACGGGGAUCAUAGGUUGUGUGGGUGUAGAUGAAUUACACAGGAGCAGAGGUGUCGGUCUGGCUUUGUUGUGUCAUGCUAUACAGGAUAUGAAGAAGAGAGGUGUUGAGGCUGUUUUUGUUGAUUCGACGGAUAAGGUGGAUUGCCUCAACGCACAAGAUCACGCCCUCUCGGACCACGUCCACCGGUAUCUGAACUAUCACGAAGACCAACUCGCCGCGAGACUCAAGCCCAAGACAGUCAACGACGGGGCCAAGAAGAUGACAGAUUCCAACGACCGAUACGACGCCCAUCUGGACCACGAGACCCAGCACGACGACCAACAACAGCACUCAGCGCACAAGAAUCCUACGGCGCCAUGA
Talaromyces amestolkiae is the source of this 2796-nucleotide messenger RNA. RefSeq lists its product as uncharacterized. Gene Ontology annotation, molecular function: hydrolase activity, hydrolyzing O-glycosyl compounds; acyltransferase activity, transferring groups other than amino-acyl groups. The coding region runs from base 1 to 2796 and encodes 931 amino acids. The transcript has 5 exons. Gene Ontology annotation, biological process: peptidoglycan turnover; carbohydrate metabolic process. NCBI's taxonomy places the organism in Eukaryota, Fungi, Ascomycota, Eurotiomycetes, Eurotiales, Trichocomaceae. The record is from RefSeq and is a predicted model, not a curated record.